AUGGAGAAGGAGGCGGCGGCGGAGGCGGAGCUUGAGAUCCCCGGCGAGUGCCAGUACGACGGGGACCCCGUGGUGGUGCGGCCGAGCCAGCCGACGCCGCGCCACACCCUGCACCUCUCCAACCUCGACGACCAGCGGUUCCUCCGUUUCUCCAUCAAGUACCUCUACGUCUUCGCGGCGCACGCCGCUGUGUCCGCCGACUCGCUGCGGGCGGCGCUGGGCCGGGUGCUCGUCGACUACUACCCGCUCGCGGGCCGGCUCCGGCCGAGCGACGACGAGGAGGGGAAGCUCGUCGUGGACUGCAAUGCCGAGGGGGCGCUCUUCGCCGAGGGGCGCCUCCCGGGGCUCACCGCCGCCGACUUCCUCCGCGGCCGCGGCGGCGCCAGGCCGCACAAGUCCUGGAGGAAGCUGCACUACAGGGUGGAGGCGCAGAGCUUCGUCGCCGUGCCACCUCUCGUCGUCCAGGUCACUUGGCUCGGCUGCGGUGGCAUGGUCCUCUGCACCGCCAUCAACCACUGCCUCUGCGACGGCAUCGGCACCGCGCAGUUCCUCCACGCCUGGGCGCGCGCCGUGCGCGGCGGUGGCGGCGGCCACGGCGCACCGGACGCCGGCGCCGACACCGACGACCCUGUCCUGCCGGCGCCGCCGCCGUUCCACGACCGCCGCGCCCUGCGCCCGCGCUGCCCGCCGCGCGUCGCCUUCACGCACCCGGAGUACAACAGCCGCGGCGUCAGCGCCGUCUCAAACGGCAACGGCAACGCGAACGAGGCGCCGCCGAGCCUGCUGGGGCAGCCGCUGGCGCCCGUGUCGCUGACCUUCACGGCGGCGCACCUCCUCCGGCUCAAGCGGCAGUGCGCGCCGUCGCUCAAGUGCACCUCCUUCGAGGCGCUCGCCGCGCACGUGUGGCGCGCGUGGGUGCGCGCCCUGGACCCGCCGGGCGCGCUCCGCGUCAAACUGCUCUUCUCCGUGAACGUGCGGCGGCGCCUCAAGCCCGAGCUGCCCCGGGGCUACUACGGCAACGGCUUCGUGCUCGGGUGCGCCGAGUCCACGGCGGCGCAGCUCACCUCCCCGUCGUCCUCCUCGGCCGCCGCGCGCUACGGGGUGCGGCUGGUGCAGGACGCCAAGGAGUGCGUGGACGACGACUACGUGCGCUCCAUGGUGGACCUCCUGGAGGAGCGGCGCGGCGCCCUGCCGGACCUGGCGGCGAGCCUGGUCAUCUCGGCGUGGACGCGCCAGGGGCUGGAGGACCUCGACUUCGGCGCCGGGAAGGCCGCGCACAUGGGCCCGCUCACCAGCGAGAUCUACUGCGUCUUCCUCCCUGUAAUGGGCGACCCGCAAGGCGUCACCGUGCUCCUCUCCGUCCCGCAGUCCGCCGCCGACAAAUUCCAGCACUGCUGCCUCGAAUUCCUCAAGGACACAGACGUGGACGCAAAGCUCAGCUCACCAUGCAUUCUGCACGCUAUAUCAGAAAAUGAGUCAUGA
This is a messenger RNA of Miscanthus lutarioriparius, 1482 nucleotides long. NCBI's taxonomy places the organism in Eukaryota, Viridiplantae, Streptophyta, Magnoliopsida, Poales, Poaceae. The record is from the annotation of a GenBank genome assembly.